Molecule: messenger RNA, 769 nt
Organism: Humulus lupulus (European hop)
Lineage: Eukaryota; Viridiplantae; Streptophyta; Magnoliopsida; Rosales; Cannabaceae
Exons: 3
Coding region: 202-573 (123 amino acids)
Source: RefSeq, a predicted model, not a curated record
CUGCCAAAACCAACUGAUCACGUCUCCUUGCAGUGGACACUGGUUUGAUUUGGAUUACUGUCAAAAUCGACCAUGUUUACACCUCCAUUACCAAUUCUCGGGUCUCCUUGAGUUUCCACCAAUUUUUGUCUUCCCAUUCAACCUUUUUUGGUUUGUUAUUGACCCUUUUACUGUCCGUCUGAGAACAAACGAGGGGGCAUCAUGUUUGGGACUGCGGUAAGGUAUUUCGCCACAAAACCAAAGCCGAAGAUGAAACCCAUCGAGCUCAAAACACCACCUGAGCAGACCCAGACAAUCACAAGAGUCAUCUUCGACAUUGUUAAGGAGCAUGGCCCACUCACUAUUGCAGAAACUUGGGAUCACGUUAAGGAAGUUGGGCUGAGAGGACUGACGAGCAAGAGGCAUAUGAAGAUAGUGUUGAGAUGGAUGAGAGAGAGGCAGAAGCUCAGACAGAUAUGCAACCACGUUGGACCUCACAAGCAGUUUCUUUAUACAACUUGGUUCACAAAACACAACACCACCGUCAACCACACUAAAACAGUAAAUGAUCCUCCAAAACCCAAGUCUCUUUGAAACUUGUCUACUACUUUUCAAACAAUAAAGACUCUUGUUACAUCCAUUAUAUAUUAGACUUGCUGAGUGUUUGAACUUUGAUGUAAUUUUCGUGUUUGUCGUUUGAUCAGUUGGACAUAAUUGCAUACAUUCAUAAUAAAACCAUAUAAACUUUCCCAAAAGGGCUAGUAAAGUUAUAUGAUGUCUUCUAAUCUAA